CAAGUGGCACUCCUGUUUAAAUUUCUGACUUACGUCAGUGGGUGUUUCGGACGGCGGCCAUUAUUCUACGUAUAAUUAUUAAUUUUUUUGCUGUUUUGUGCUAGAAACAAAGAACGUAACUAUUUUCGACAUAUUCUAUAAUAUUAUAGUUUUGGAAAAAAUACAUUUAUAGUACAAACAUGAAUCCAGAAUACGAUUAUUUGUUCAAACUACUCCUGAUUGGUGACUCUGGUGUUGGCAAGUCAUGUCUGCUGCUCAGGUUCGCCGACGACACCUACACAGAGAGCUACAUCAGCACUAUUGGUGUGGACUUUAAAAUUAGGACUGUAGACUUAGACGGCAAGACAAUAAAGUUACAAAUAUGGGACACAGCUGGGCAGGAGCGGUUUAGAACAAUCACUUCAUCAUACUACAGAGGAGCACACGGAAUUAUCAUUGUUUAUGAUUGCACAGACCAGGAUUCAUUCAGCAACGUGAAGCAAUGGCUGGAGGAGAUCGACCGCUAUGCGUGCGACAAUGUCAACAAGCUGCUGGUCGGCAACAAGUGUGAUCUCACCACCAAGAAAGUCGUCGACUACACCACAGCCAACCAAUAUGCGGAGCAACUAGGCAUUCCGUUCUUGGAGACGUCAGCGAAGAACUCUACGAAUGUGGAGCAGGCGUUCAUGACGAUGGCAGCGGAGAUCAAGACCCGCGUGGGCCCGCCCUCCACCGGCGCCGCGCCUGUCGGCGGACAGGCUGGCGGCAAGACGUACGGGAAGCGGGAGUCGCGGGCGCCGGCCGCCACCCUUACACACAAGAAAUGCAAUUACCACAAAACGUUUCAUCAUCGCAUCAUAUUGAUAUAAUUAUAAAUAAUAUUAUGUAGAGCCGCGCCGGCCACACUCGGCGCGGCUCCUAAGCUAACUUCUGUUAAGUUGCUACUGUCCGAUAUCUUGUUAGUUGAAACAGGUGAAAUGGAAGGGUGUAUGUUUAUACAUGUUUAUAUAUAAUGAAUAUUGUAGGUUAAUUUUGUGCUGUUUCCACUAUAAGAAUUUUGAUGGAGGUUCAAAUAACUGAGAGCCAAUGUAGAUUGUAUGAGAGGGAAAAUUCACAAGAUUUAUAUGAUUAUUGUAAUGUAAACGUUUAUUUUAGAGCUUCGUCUACUGUUUCCGUGCGUCGCUCGCGCACUACGUCACUGGCGGCACGUCGCCGGUUGCUUGGUAGCGUCACCUAGUGUAAGAGAGAGACUUGUCGUGUUCAGCUUGCUUGUGAUGUGCUCGUGGGCUUGCGUGGCGUAGUGUCCGACCGUACAUGAGUCUAUCUCUCAAGCUGUCCAUUACCAAGUGUAGGCUAAUUUCCGUUUAUUCCAGCUUGUGUUAAAUUUAAUUUCUCGUCACUUGAGGUACUAAUAAACCUUAUUGUAUGCACUGGGUGUUUAUAUUAUUCGUUCUGUAUAGCAUAAGCUGGUAUUGUGUGGGAGAUCGCCAUGAAUUAUCUAUUGUAACAUGUUAUGAACUACUCCAGGAAUGUCGGCACGUUUCAGAAUGGGACCAUUACGUUAUUGCGAUGGCCGCAGUUUGCAUUUGUCGCCAUCAACCUAUCGCCUUCGCAACCCGCAGAGUUUACGUCGCAAACUUACAAGUUUUAUAUGUUUUUAUCUCCCACACAAUAGCAGCGUAUAAACCACAAUGUAUUUAUGUACGGCGUACUGGAGUUACGCUAUAUAAACAUUUUGUGUUGAUAUAUUUAACUGGAUCGCGAAUUGUAACACAAAAUUGUAGAUAUAGCAUAUUGGCCUUAGAUAAUUAGACAGAUACUUAUAUUAAACUUGUAGCCAUCGAAGCGGGAUCAUAGUAUUAAUAAAAGACAAAUAUUCAUAUAUCACUCUCACAGCAAUUUGUGAUAAUUUUAAAUUUUAACGACCAGUCCAAUGUUUCACCUAUUAGGAUAGUCCCACUCAAUGUUUUCGUCCCUAUUUUUCACUUAAAUUGUUAAGAGAAUUAGGUAAAUGAUAUGAAUUUAAUACUAAUAUAUGAAACAUUAGACUAUAAAUGGUAUAAAUUAUUUGAUUCUCUCGUCCUAUGUACUAACUUGGUUUGUCAUUAUUUUUGUACUAUUAUGUCAGAGUUAAGUUUACUUAAAUCAAGACCGCUAACCCCCUGUAAUUUCUGUAUUGAGGGUUUCUUAGAAAUUAAAACAGUAUGCUAUA
This is a messenger RNA of Spodoptera littoralis (African cotton leafworm), 2191 nucleotides long. Lineage: Eukaryota; Metazoa; Arthropoda; Insecta; Lepidoptera; Noctuidae. The record is from the annotation of a GenBank genome assembly.